Molecule: messenger RNA, 972 nt
Organism: Brugia malayi
Lineage: Eukaryota; Metazoa; Nematoda; Chromadorea; Rhabditida; Onchocercidae
Gene: Bma-bbs-2.2
Exons: 7
Coding region: 1-972 (323 amino acids)
Biological process (GO): non-motile cilium assembly
Cellular component (GO): neuron projection; BBSome; motile cilium
Molecular function (GO): protein binding
Source: RefSeq, a predicted model, not a curated record
AUGAGCACAGGACAAAUUACACACUUAUUUGUUGCAACAACAACAAAUAAGGUUAUAAUUCAUGAUAAUGAAACAGUUCUUAAUAUAAAUGAAAAAAUUCGUGCAUUGGAAGUAACCACAUUGGAUAAGACACAUGAUGCAAUUAUUGUUGGUACAAUAAGUGGUUUAUUAAUUUAUGAUGCUUACAAUAAUACAACAUUAAUUCAACGUGAAAUUAUUGAUGGUGUCAAUUGCAUACAGGUGGGAAAAUUUAACACCUAUGAUAAGCUUAUCUUUUGUGGUGGCAAUUGUGCUGUCUGGGGUUUAGAUAUCGAGGGAAAUGAUGCCUUCUGGACUGUUACUGGUGAUAAUGUCUUAUCACUUUGCUUAUCAGAUAUCGAUAAUGAUGGUUUGAAUGAGCUUAUUGUUGGAUCAGAAAGUUUUGAUAUUCGUAUUUUCAAGAAUGAUUUGUUACUUUAUGAAAUGACAGAAACGGAUGCCAUAACCGGAUUAUGUGAUUUGGGUGAUGGUAUUUUUGCAUAUGCCUUAAUGAAUGGUACAUUAGGUGCAUAUAGUGGAAAUACACGGUUAUGGAGGAUAAAAAGUAAAAGUCAGGCUGUAGCAUUAAUACAAUUUCCGGAUCCUAAAGCUUUGGUAUGUACAUGGAUCCAUGGUAAGAUUGAUAUGAGAGAUCCAGUAACAGGUGAAGUAAAAUUAAAAGAAUCAAUCAAUAAUCAGAUUGCUACUACCUUUAUUACCGGUGAUCAAUUAAUUGUUGUUUCUACGGAUGGAAAUGUUCAUGGUUUUAUAAUUGAUAAGAAACAAAAUAGAAUUAAUGAUAAGCAAAAUUUAUUGCAUGAACUUAAUCUAAAAAAAUAUGAUUUAUUGACAGAAUUACAAAACUAUGAACAAUGUAGAAAUAAUGCAUUAUCAAAUGAGAAUGAGGGAAUAAACAAAUCAUUCCGGUAUGUUUCACGUUUUAAGCGUAUUUAG